Molecule: messenger RNA, 7502 nt
Organism: Homarus americanus (American lobster)
Lineage: Eukaryota; Metazoa; Arthropoda; Malacostraca; Decapoda; Nephropidae
Product: putative neural-cadherin 2
Exons: 29
Coding region: 508-5721 (1737 amino acids)
Biological process (GO): homophilic cell-cell adhesion
Cellular component (GO): plasma membrane; catenin complex
Molecular function (GO): calcium ion binding; cadherin binding
Source: RefSeq, a predicted model, not a curated record
UAAUUAUAUGUGAAAAUACUUUAGAAAUCAGUAUCAUAAAAUAAUAUCAGUGACAAUGAAUAAGUUUAGUAUACACAAGUAGUUGAAAAAAUUUGCCGGAGGACGUAAAGAAAGAGCAGACAGCCUCCCGGUGUCGUGUGGGCGACUGACUCACUGGACCACUAGUCAAAUGUCCUUGUCUUCUAUAUAAGACCUUAAGUUUAUCUAGUCCCUGAGCAAAAGGGCUUCAGAUUAUAGACCCUUCGUGUGUACAGUAUAUGGUCACGAGUGGACAGUCCUUGGACUCCUUAGAGUAUGUUGACCCCACUCAGUGUGCAAGACUCUUAACAUCAUAGAACCCUGGAAGCCAAGUUAAUCCCUUAAGGUCUUUGAUGCAUGAUCGUCGGAUAAUUAGACUUUGAGUGUACUGACCUUUGCUUCAGGGUGCCCGAGUUGUACCCGAGACCCUAAGCUCAUAGACUCGACGAUACACAGAGUGAUUGAGUCAGUGAUUGAGAGACGGCCGCCAUGGACCCCGCCAGGAUCCUGCAGAUCAUCACCAACAGCACGUGGAUGGUGACCAAGUUGGUGGGGAGCGACCCGGUGGAGUUCGACCAGCGGGAGUAUGUUACUGAGGUGCCGGAGAACACCACCCACGACCUACUGCUGCGUCUUACUGCCCGGGUCCAGGUCCCAGGUGAGGCGGUGGAGUACAGGAUCACGAAGGGUAAUGACGAAGGCCUCUUCUACCUGGACCCCAGGAGCGGCCGCCUUGCCCUCCUCCAGCCACUGGACUACGAGCGCACGCAACAGUACACGCUGCUAGUGGAGGCGAGGGCGGGGGAGGCAAGGAGUGAGGCGCGGGUGUUAGUGAAGGUGGAGGACCAGAACGACCACGCCCCUGUCUUCCCCAGGUCCCUCCAUGAGACACAGAUCACCGAGGAGGACGACCGACAUCUCCCCAAAGUCAUCCUUAAGCAAGUGACGGCGGUGGACGGGGACGCUGGACAGUACGGUCGCCUCACCUACAGCGUGACGGGUGAUGGCAUUUACAACAACGGGUCGCGCUCUUGUUUCGCUGUCGACCCUGUCAACGGCACCGUCCACGUGUUGAGGCCCCUGGACAGAGACCCCCCCAACGGACAGGCUCAGUGGCGGCUUCAGGUGACGGCGACGGACGGACAGCUGGAGACGCAAACCGACGUACGCGUAAACCUGAAGGACAUCAACGACAACGCCCCUUACUUCCCUUCCCACACCGUCAUCGCUUCCGUCUCUGAAGAUACGCCUAAAGGUGCGUCUGUGGUACAAGUAGUGGCCAGGGACCACGACGACCCCCUAGAGGCGGACAACGCCAGGGUGACGUACUCAUUGGAAAAGAACGCUGUCGAUGAGUCGUCCGGCAGUGCCAUCUUCAACAUAGACAGUCAGCUGGGACUCAUCACCACAGAGCUUUGUUGCCUCGACCGCGAGAAGACCCAGCGCUACACCAUCCAGGUGGUAGCUACUGACGGUGGUGGCCUCAAGGGUACAGGGACGGUGGUGGUGGAAGUGGAGGACGUGAACGAUGUGCCGCCAAGGUUCUCGCGGCCUGAAUGGACAUUGGACGUGUCGGAGAGUCUCACCCCCGACCAAGUCCUGGCCACCCUCACUGUCGUCGACCAAGAUGUCUCCAACAACUUUUUCUACAGGGUGGUGCCUGGCAGUGGUGAUGGGUGGCAGAUGUUUGUGGUGGAGGAACGGAGUGGUGGAGUGCCAGGGGGGGAACUGAGAGCCGUGGAACCUCUAGACUACGAGGAUCCCCAACACAGACAAGAGUUCCGCUUCCAGGUGCAGGUCACGGACAUGGGUGAGGAAGGGUGGGGUGUAGUCGGGCACGUAGCAGAGACGUGGGUGACGUUGCGAGUGGUGGAUGUGAACGACAACGACCCCGUGUUUAGCGAGGACCUCACCCGUCUCACCCUGCCGGAGGAUACACCGCCGGGCACCCUCCUCACCACCUUCACCGCCCUCGACCCUGAUCACGGAGGACAGAGUCUGGUGCAGUACAAGAUAGCGAAGAACAGUGACCCUGCACGGCAGUUUAGUGUGGACGGGUCAGGGGCUGUGUGGCUGGUGGGCAGCCUUGACCGGGAAACGGCAGCUACCCACAGUUUGCUGGUGUGGGCAGUGGACGAUGGCGUGCCGCCUAGGACCGCCACUGCCACCCUCAAUGUGAAGGUGACGGACGUGAACGACAACCCACCAUUCCUGGCUGAGCCGCGCGAGGUGGUGGUGGAGGAGAACAGCGGGGCGCAGGUGGUGGCCCGGUUGAGGCUGGGGGACCCUGACGACUGGCGCCAGGGUCACGGUCCACCCUUCACCCUAGCCCUUGACCCUAGGGCGCCUCAUCACGUCACCCACACCUUUACUGUCACACACGACAAGGGAGGGGACGAGGGGCGCGGAGUAGGCGUGGUGUGGGCGCGGGCAGGACUGGACAGGGAGGAGCACCGCUUGCUGCUGGUGCCGCUAGUGGUGGGGGACGCUGGGUGGCCGCCUCUUUCCGCCACCGCCACCCUUACCGUCCACGUCGCUGACCUCAACGAUAACCCCAUGACACCUGCCGCCAAGACCGUCACUGUCCACACUUUCCAGCAUCAGGGGGUGGCGAUACCGCUGGGGAAGGUGUACGUGAGUGACCCUGAUGACUGGGACUCAGCGGACAAGACCUACAGCUGGCGACACCACCAGCCGGGCUUCCUCCUCCACACAGCCACCGGGGCCCUCACCAUGACUCCUGACACUCCUGACGGCCGGUAUGAGUUGGGAUUCAAGGUCAGUGACCCCACCCAAGGUCAAAUGGAUAUUGAGGCCAAUGUGACAGUUCAGGUGAACACCCUCGACCCCCGUGACGUCAUCGCCGCUACACCCCUCACCCUGGAAGCUGAUAGCCACCGGGUAGUGAGGCAGGAAGAGCAGGCAGGAACAUCCAUACUGAGCAGACUGGUGAUGGCGGUGCGGGUAUUGGUAGAGGGGAGUGGUGAGGGUGUGCAGGUGGUGUCGGUGGAGCAGCUAGAGGGACACACCACUAUACCCACCACCCGUGUCUGGCUCACUUCAUCCAGGAUUGCCAACUUUGAUCAUCUUUUGAUGUACCGCAAAUAUGAGUUAAGCCAAGCCAUAGGUGUCAAUAUUAGAGAUGUUGGCGUGGUCAACUGUCACCAGGCCAACAAAGAGGACACCCAGAAAGCUCACCUUACUGUCCACGUUGCCGGGCGGGAGUUGAGGCGGUGCAUCAGUGGGUGCUGGGCAGCCCUGGGCAAGGGGUUCAGCGUGGUGGACGCAAACACGUCAGCCGUGGUGGGUCCUAGGAUGGAAGUCCUCACUACCUGUGGCUGUGAUAAUCCCACACCUGUCCAUCACACCACCUGCACCCCCAACCCCUGUCUCAAUGGUGGCAGGUGUAUGGCCACAUCCACAGGCACUAGGUGUAUCUGUCCCCACCAUACUUGGGGUUCCCGCUGUAAGAUGGUCACCAGACACUUUGAGGGUGGGGGCGGGCAGGACAGCGGAGGUGGCAUUAAUGGGGUCACCUCAGUGGGUGGAUGGGCAUGGGUGCCACCCAUCCCACCCUGUACCAAGGUCCACCUUAGUGUGGAGGUGCUCACCAGGUAUGGGACAGCUAUGCUGCUGUACUCCGGGCCAGACCAUGGAAUGGUAUCCCCAGGGAAUGAGUUGGUGGCCGCUAACAGCCUGCUGCUGCUUGAGCUGCGUCAGGGCCAUCCCUACCUCCUACUGGACCUGGGGGGUGGUCCCAUCACCCUCAUCCUCAACGCCUCCUAUUCCCUCGCGGACAACACUUGGCACAGGAUUGACAUCAUCUGGAAGGACAAGACAGCAGAGAUGAUUGUGGACGUGUGUACAGGUGGUAGCUUGGACGACCCGCCCACACCACCUUCCAGUUCCUCUCAGAACCACUCAGCCCCUCCUACCCACCCAAAUGCCCACACCUGUCGGGUUAUUGCCAGAUUGCCCCGGAGUGCCAACGUCCUCAACACUGGUGGGCCAUUGCAGGUGGGGGGACUGGCCCACCCACCUCCAUCCCAUACCCUACAUGGUGGCCCACUACCCCUCCGCCCACCUCAUUUCCGGGGAUGUAUCAGGAACCUAAGAGUGAACGGUCAGUUGGUGGACCUGGGUAGUAGGUUACUGAGCCACGCCAGCUCUCCUGGGUGUCCUGCUGCUGACUGCCUCUCUAAUAGCCUCUACUGCGGCCUUCAUGGCAGAUGCCAGGGUUCACCUGGUUCGCUCUGGUGUGAGUGUCAGCUUGGAUGGACAGGACCAGGUUGCACCACACCUACCAUGCCCACCACCUUCCUUUUGAACAGCUAUGUCAAGUUAGCGCUCUCCUUUACCCCUCUGGGCUACACCACUUCCAUUUCCCUCAGGUUCAGGACAUGGAGGAGGACAGGGCAGCUGGUAGUGGUGACAUCGCAACAUGGGCGUGAUAGUUGGUCAGUGGAGGUGAUGGGUGGCCAUCUGUGUGUGAUGCUGCGUCUCCAGCCUCGACCCCCUACCUCCCUCUGUCUCUCCAGGACCUCUCUCACGGAUGGCCGCUGGCACUCCCUCACAGCCACAAGGUAUGGGUCGGCAACCUUCCUCAUGGUGGACGAUGGGGACGGCAACCUAUACAACGCCUCCGUCGUGUUGGAGGGACGUCAACUGCUGGAAGUAGACAAGCAAGAAGGUAUUCACAUUGGAGGAUCGCCAGAGUUCUUGGAUGUUAGUGUCUUCAAUAUCCACAAGGAUUAUUUUGAUGGGUGUAUAGACGACCUGCGGAUCUCGGGUCAUGGUAUUCCGCUGCCGCCUGCGGUCAACAGCACAGCAUGGGGUCAGGCGAGUGUAUUGAAGGGCGUGGAACAGGGGUGUGGCGCCCCUCCUGCCUGUGUGAAUGUGUCCUGCAGGACUCCGCUUUCCUGUGUCGACACCUGGAGGUCCUACCACUGUGGGUGUGGUAAGGGACAUGUGCUGAGCAGCAGCCAGACCACCUGUGACGAUGAGGAUGAGUGUGUGUGGCAGCCCUGCCUCAAUGGUGGUUCCUGCUUUAACACCCAACCAGGCUAUGUGUGUGCAUGUCCAGUAGGGUUCAGUGGACAACACUGUCACCUGCCUGACGUGGGGGAGACUUCUCCAAAACUCUCCCUGGCAGCACUGGUGGCCAUAGUUGUGUGGUGCACCUUCCUCCUCUUGCUGAUAUGUGCUUUCCUACUACACCAACACCAGCGAAGAUCAGCACUACGCAGAGGCGCUGCAAAUGACAAAGAUGACAAUGUAAGCAGUAAGGAACAAGUGUCACCACCAUGCAACCACACACCUAACCUGCUAGAGCUGCAGCUGCUUAAGCCACCUAAAGCCAAUGGCCAGCCUGCCUGGACCAAGAACCCCAAUAUUGCAAAUGUGGACGUGCUGCAGGUGGAUGCAGCCUCAGAGACCAGCAGCAUGGAGGGCCAGAGACUAUGUAGCACCUUAGCUGUCUCCCCUGAAGGAGACAAAGAUGUAGGGACAUUUGAAGCAAGGAAACAGAAUGGUGCCAGCAAAAGAGGAGUGGGCAAUCCUCCAACUGGGGAUGAUCUGAGGAACUAUGCUUAUGAGGGUGAUGGGUCAUCUCCUGGAUCACUCUCUUCCUGUCUGGAGAGCUGUAGUGGAAGUGCCAAUUUCCUUGGCGGUUUCCGUGAGGUGGCUCACAUGCUCGAGUCCUGACACAUAACUGGCUCACAGUCCAUCCAAUCAGAGUCGCCCAAAACCACAAUAACUGCUGCUUCACGAAUCUCGACAAUUAUUAAUUCCUCCAGUGUGGGAGAUGAUAGAGCCACAUCCACUGUUUGCCUGGAUGCAAAGUCUUCAUCGGUCAGUGAAGAAUUAACAGAAGGUAUACUAAUGCCUGUGUCCAAGGCAACACCCGACCCAUCGAGUGCCUUUCACAAUAAAUAAUGUUGGCAGUGAAUGAACUAUGAAUAUAAACUGUCCAGAUAUGAUGUACAGUAUAGUGCUUACUGUGAUUUACAUUCUUAACAACUUAUAUAAAUAAUUAACUGAUGUGAAUAAUAUGUCAGCAAGUUCUACAUUAGUGUAUACUGUAAUGAGUGGAAAAAUUUCUCUCAAAAUACUAUGAACACAUGUCAUGAACUAGAACAGCCAUCACAUCUUUGAACACAAACUUUACUUGUACACUCGCUCCAAAACGUAUCUUAAGCGAUACAAAAACAAUAUGACACAAAGGAUGAAAGAUUUUGACAACCCUAUCGAGACAACAGGAGUCGAGAUGUCCAUUUUAAAGUUCAUCAGAUCCCUCCUUGAUAAUACUUUUUUGGAACGAGUGUACUCACACCACUACCACCUAUUAUCAUCCACUAAAAAUAAUAGAAAAUUGUGUAAUAUUGUUUUUGUGCUUCUCUGUCUUAGCCUCUUUCAGCUGCUGGCUUUCUGGUGUCUCCUUAUCAACAAAACUUAUCUUCAUUCUUUAUUGUAAGCUUGUAAUAUUUGCCACAGGUGUGAAAAUGACAUUAAAAUCAUUUGUGAUAAGUGAAACCCCAACUCCUCCUCAGGCUGAAUGACUGAACAUGGAUUUAUUGUUUUAAUGUGUUGCAGCAUUCUGUAUACUGUACUCAGUGUACUGUGUGCCACUUGGCAUGUGAGUAAAGACAGGCUAGUGAAGAGGUUUUCUGAUUAAUUGCAGUAAUAUAAAUUUACUAUAAAAUGGCAACAAAAAUAAUUAUUUUAUAAAAAUUUAAUAAAUGAAGAAAUAUUUGAUUAUCUGAAAUUUAUGGCAAAUAAUCCUAUCGUGUCAAUUUUAUUAUGUUGGGAAAGCAAAUUCUGUUGUUUUAACGAGAAACGAAAUGUGUGAGUUCAUAUCUCUAAACCCUGAUACUAGAGCGUUAAUUAAUAUCAAGAAGAAUACUUGUUAUAUAUUCAACACUUGCACACAUUCCUAGAUUAUGUAGUACAGGCAAAUGACCUGUUAAACGAUGGAUCAAUAUACGUUCGAUCAAUUUUACAAUGAUUAAAAAUUAACACCAUUUACGCGAUGGCUAAAAAUUAGUUUUACAAUGGUUGCUAUCUAAAUGCUUUCCCUGCAUUGUCACUAUGAAAAACUACUGUGCAAUAACUCGCGAUAUUCCGAGAUAUGAUGACGCAAUCUCGGAAUCACGUAACACGUGCGACUCACCCAGGAUGUGUGUGAGGUUCUACCCAUGCCAGAUGACUGCCAGACUAAGUAGUUGAAUGUGUCAUGUUGCCCUGAGGAUGGUUUGUGUUUGGAAAAAGCUAUUCUUUGUACAUAAAAUGCUCUAAUAUAUACUGUACCAGUAAAUAUGGGGAAUACAAAAAUUAUAAUAAUAAAUGAAAGAAAGAAUACUGCAUUGCCAUUUGGCAGUCUUGUCACAAGACGAGACAGAAGAGCCGUGAGAGAACUCAACUCCUUCUCUCCUUUUCCAUCUUGUUCUAGCUCCCACACACAUAAUAAAUAUUAAUCCUUUUGUGUU